CCUAUCCCGGCGACACCGGUUUCUGUCAAUCGGAGCUGUCAAAGAACCGGCGGCGACGCGGGAUAGGAGGAAGGAAGGGAGGGGGGGAGUCCUCCGCUGGCCAAUCAGCGGCGAGGGUGGGUGGCUUCCGAGGGAUCUAUUCUCCCACCCCUCCUCCAAAAUCAGGCUUCAUUUGAGGAAGCUGUGGCUGCGAUGCGGAGGAGACCUGCGAAGUCUUAGAGCACGAGUUGAUCUCUCCGCCAGCCAGUGGUCCUCAAACGGGUGGGCCUUCUUCUGGACCAGCAAUGAUUCACAGCCUUUUCCUCAUUAACUCCUCCGGAGACAUUUUCCUGGAGAAACACUGGAAGAGCGUGAUCAGCCGUUCGGUUUGCGACUACUUCUUCGAGGCUCAGGAGCGGGCGUCGGAGGCUGAAAAUGUGCCCCCGGUGAUUUCCACCCCUCACCAUUACCUUCUGAGCGUCUAUCGGCACAAGAUCUUCUUCGUAGCCGUGAUCCAGACGGAAGUCCCACCGCUUUUCGUCAUCGAGUUUCUCCACCGGGUGGUGGACACGUUUCAGGAUUAUUUUGGAGUCUGCUCUGAAGUUGUCAUCAAGGACAACGUGGUGGUGGUUUACGAGGUGCUCGAAGAGAUGCUGGACAAUGGUUUCCCCUUGGCAACGGAGUCCAAUAUUCUGAAGGAGCUGAUCAGGCCGCCGACAAUCCUCCGGACAGUUGUCAACACAAUCACAGGAAGCACCAAUGUGGGAGAGCAGCUCCCCACAGGGCAGCUCUCGGUGGUGCCCUGGCGACGGACCAGCGUGAAGUACACCAACAACGAAGCCUACUUCGAUGUGAUCGAGGAGAUUGACGCCAUCAUCGAUAAAUCAGGUUCCACAAUUACAGCUGAAAUCCAAGGGGUGAUCGAUGCCUGCGUGAAAUUGACUGGGAUGCCUGACCUCACCCUCUCCUUCAUGAACCCAAGAUUGUUGGACGAUGUCAGCUUCCAUCCCUGCGUGCGUUUCAAGCGGUGGGAAUCCGAACGCAUCCUCUCCUUCAUCCCUCCCGAUGGGAACUUCCGCCUGCUCUCUUAUCACGUCAGUGCUCAAAAUUUAGUGGCCAUCCCGGUCUACGUAAAGCACAACAUCAGCUUCCGGGACAGCAGCUCCCUCGGCCGCUUCGAGAUCACCGUGGGGCCCAAACAGACCAUGGGGAAGACGGUGGAGGGGGUACUGGUCACCAGCCAGAUGCCCAAAGGGGUGCUUAACAUGACCCUCACGCCUUCUCAGGGGACGCACACAUUUGAUCCGGUCACAAAGCUGCUGAUGUGGGACGUGGGGAAGAUCAAUCCCCAGAAGCUGCCCAGUUUGAAGGGGACGAUGAGUCUUCAGGCAGGGGCCUCCAAGCCUGAUGAGAAUCCCACCAUUAACCUCCAGUUCAAAAUCCAGCAGUUGGCAAUCUCUGGUCUGAAGGUGAAUCGUUUGGACAUGUACGGAGAGAAGUACAAGCCGUUCAAAGGAAUCAAGUACAUGACCAAGGCUGGGAAGUUCCAGGUCCGGACCUAAGAGAACAUCUGCCCAGGAGAAGACUUGUGACUUCGACUCCACCUCUGCUCUCCUCUUCCUCAUUGUUUGCUCCUUGGUGUGACCCAUCUGGAUUUCUUCUGAGACAGGCAACUUUUCCCCCCUCCUCCCCCCUUCCCGGUUUGGUCAUCCCUUCCUCCUCUAACAUCUGGAGCUUCUCCGAUGGCCGGCAAAGAGCAAAAAAGGAGACGUGGUAACUUCUUCUCUUUGGGCUUGUUGGCUUUCAACUUCAGCCAACCGUGUGCUUCUUCCCCCUCGUUGGCAGCCAGCGACAGCUGGAUCGUUUGCCCGGCUGAAACUACAGCAGGAGAGAUGCUGGAGAACCCCAAGAAGAAAAGGCACGAAUAGUUGUCUAGCUUAUUGCGCGGGAUUCUGGUUGGACUCCAAGCCCGUCCAAGUCCCAGCCUCUCUUCGCUCAGCCUGUCCUGUUUAACUGCACCAGUGUGGACACAAACGGGAAGGUUCCUUUCUCAGAUAUGGGGGUCGUUGGUAAUCUAGAAGUGGCAUUUUAGCCCAGUGUAAAUAUGCUUAGCUUAGCUGUGGUCGCCAAAUUUAUAUUUGCUGAUAAAGAAAUAAAGGGAGACUAGUAUAGAUCUAUUUCCAGCUGUUUAGCUCUCAUUACCUUAUUUCUUUUAUCAGCAAAUAUAAAUUUGGUAUAAAAGGGUUUGCCGUGAAUGUGACUGCUUGAGGGCUCCUGGAUUGGAGCUGAAAGGCGAAAGGGAAGCAGGAUGCUCCCUCCUAUAUUGGGGUAGACCAGGUACUUCAACAUUUACAUAUAUAUAUAUGUCGAAGCACCUGGUAUGUAUGUGUGUGUGUGUGUGUAUUUGUUUUCUGAGGUUUUCGCGGGUAUUUGUAUGUAGGUCUUUGGUUAUUCGGGUUUUCUCUCACGUAAAAUUGGAGGUUUCUUGGCAACGUUUCGAUGAAGUCUCAUU
This is a messenger RNA of Pantherophis guttatus, 2491 nucleotides long. It is a transcript of the gene AP3M2, whose product is annotated as adaptor related protein complex 3 subunit mu 2. The record is from RefSeq and is a predicted model, not a curated record. Gene Ontology annotation, cellular component: clathrin adaptor complex. Gene Ontology annotation, biological process: intracellular protein transport; vesicle-mediated transport. Lineage: Eukaryota; Metazoa; Chordata; Lepidosauria; Squamata; Colubridae.